AGACCUCCUUCCUAUAUACAAAGAACACACAGAAAAGAGAAGAAAAAAUCUAUGGUAGUGGAGUUUAGUUGCUGUGGAACUGGGUUCUUCGUCCACAUUGCCAUUGCUAUUUUCCUGGUAUUGUUUGCCGGGUUGAUGUCUGGACUCACCUUAGGUCUCAUGUCUAUGAGCCUCGUCGAUCUUGAGGUUCUUGCCAAGUCUGGAAUGCCUACUGAUCGUAAGCAUGCAGCAAAAAUACUGCCAGUUGUGAAAAGACAGCACCUGCUGCUCUGCACCUUAUUAAUCUGUAAUGCUGCUGCUAUGGAGGCACUACCUAUUUUUUUGGAUGGUCUGGUAUCAGCUUGGGGUGCCAUUCUUAUUUCUGUGACCUUGAUACUUUUAUUUGGUGAGAUAAUUCCCCAAGCUGUUUGUUCAAGGUAUGGUUUGGCAAUUGGUGCAGCAGUAGCUCCAAUUGUUCAAGUUCUUGUUUGUAUUUGUUUCCCUGUUGCAUAUCCAAUAAGCAAGCUGCUAGACUUUUUGCUGGGACAUGGACAUGAUGCUCUUUUCCGCAGAGCCGAGUUGAAAACACUUGUGCAUUUGCAUGGUAAUGAGGCUGGAAAAGGAGGAGAACUCACAAGAGAUGAGACAACGAUCAUUGCAGGAGCACUUGAACUCACUGAGAAAAAAGCAAGAGAUGCAAUGACACCCAUUUCUGAAACCUUUUCUAUUGACAUAAAUGCUAAACUUGAUCGUGAUUUGAUGAUGUUAAUUUUGGAGAAAGGGCAUAGCAGAGUACCCGUUUAUCAUGAUCAUCCAGAAAACCUAAUUGGACUUGUCUUGGCCAAGAACUUGUUAACUAUUCAUCCAGAAGAUGAAGUUCCUGUGAAGAAUGUAACUAUUCGCAAAAUCCCAAGGGUUUCAGAGACAAUGCCUCUUUAUGACAUACUAAAUGAGUUUCAGAAGGGUCAUAGCCAUAUGGCUGUCGUCAUAAGACAACACGAUGACACAGAGCAAUCAGCUGGCAAAAGCACUAAUCAUGGUAAGCAACAAGGGUGUGCUUCUUUAGUCUCCAAGACAAUUCUCUUUAUGGAAACUAAUACAUGCCCUAAAAUACAAAAUAAUUUAGUGAGGGAUGUGAGGGUGGACAUUGAUGGCGAUAUUGUCGCACACAAACAAAGUUUAAAGAGCAACAGAUCACUCAAGAAGCUGAAGAGUCUUAGCAGCGAUACAAAUCUGCACAGGUGUUACUCAAAGCACAAGAAAUGGGCAAAUGGGGUUCACUCAGAAGUCCUGCAUAUCGAUGACGAUCACCUCCCAAGUCUCAGUGAAGAAGGGAAGGCCAUUGGCAUAAUAACAUUGGAAGAUGUAAUUGAAGAGCUGUUACAAGUACGUGAAUUUUCUCACCUUUGCUUUUCCUUUUUCAAAGAUAUGUUUAUCACAACAAAGAUUUCAUGCCCACUUAUCUUGCACACAGGAGGAGAUCUUCGACGAGACAGAUUAUCGUGAUGGGAAUCACUAAUUUCCUAACCAGAAUGACGGACUUCAUUUUGCAUUCAGAAGCCAAAACAUUUGUAAAAUUGAACCAGCAGAAGCUGGGCUCAGUAGCAUCAUUAAUGUAGCUAUCUGUACUCUCUGCUUGCUUUUGUUACUGCUGAUCCAUACCUUUGAUGAUUGACAGCCAAAAAAUAAAACGGAAAAAAGAAGACUUAGGACUUUUGAACAA
Molecule: messenger RNA, 1702 nt
Organism: Manihot esculenta (cassava)
Lineage: Eukaryota; Viridiplantae; Streptophyta; Magnoliopsida; Malpighiales; Euphorbiaceae
Product: DUF21 domain-containing protein At2g14520
Exons: 9
Coding region: 52-1485 (477 amino acids)
Biological process (GO): magnesium ion homeostasis
Cellular component (GO): intracellular membrane-bounded organelle
Source: RefSeq, a predicted model, not a curated record